Messenger RNA from Bursaphelenchus okinawaensis, 2207 nucleotides. The record is from the annotation of a GenBank genome assembly. NCBI's taxonomy places the organism in Eukaryota, Metazoa, Nematoda, Chromadorea, Rhabditida, Aphelenchoididae.
AUGCGACGGCAACAAACGGUCGGAAAGGUAUUUUCGGCUAGUUCUGUUAACAACUUGUCCUAUUUUCGAAACCAAUACGAUUCGGCUAACAAGCGCUCACGCUGUACUAGAACAGCACACCAGCGUAGACAGACUGACUGUAGAGUGCGUAUGGGAGCUGGCCAAAGCAACUCUUCAAGUGGAAGGUAAUCACCUAUUUCUACAAUUACUUAGGUUUACUCAAGUAAUAUAUCAUACAAUUGAAGUUUUAGUCAGUCCGAGGAGUUCUCCGAAUGUGAAUCCAGUCCUCGGCCGCGAACGCCGUCUGUAAGAACGGCGGAACCUGUGAAACCUCGCUACGCACGGCGUGGCUUUACCAACCUCGGCAACACUUGUUUUCUCGGUGCUCUACUGAUGGCCUUGUCAGCCAUACCAGAAUUCCGGCAAUCCCUUAACAUUGUUAUCAAGCUCCUCGACCGAUACGAAAGGAAAGCAGACGAAAUGUCAAGUGUAAGAUACUGUAAUUUGAACUUAAAUUUUAUAUAUAACAUCUUAACCUGUGACGUCUAAAAAGUUUUAAAAUUUGCAUUGUUUAUCAAACACACAACUACUACACUUCAUAAUCUCUUGAACCUUAUAGUGCUGAUCCAUCCUUGUUUUAGAGAGUAUCUCUGCAGACUGAACUGAUUUGGGAGCUCUUGCAUAUCCUCGACACUCUAAAAAAGACAGAGAUUGCUCCAUCAGCCAAGGAUUUGUACAAAGUGAUAAGCAAACUGAACCCCGGCCUGGGAGGAAAACAACAACAAGAUGUACACGAGUUGUACAUCAUGAUCAUGGACUGUAUGGAGUGUGUCUGCAAAUGGCUGGACGAACAAAUGAAAAAGGACGGGAGGUAAGGUGAAUGAGAAGGAAACUAUUGAUAUAUCCUGGUAUAUUAUAUUUAUAAGCCCAAAUCCUCCAAAAAACAGUAAAUCAAACAAAUUCUUGCAACACAAUGCCAGUUUUGCCUAUUUGGCAGCAUUCAAAAAUAAAACAAUUUUUUGUCCAAAUUUUUAUAAUUAUAUUCUAGCUAUGUUAGCCCUUUAUUUGAAUCGACCACCUUCUACUUUUGCACUCAGCGACGGAUCAAGUGUUGUGAAUGUAAGAACGAGAGUAGAUCUCGAGAACCGACCGUGGACGUCAGUUUGGAGCCUCCAGAAGUCGAGAAUUCUGAUUGGAAUCCGUUCAAAGGUUGGGGACGACGUCUAGACUUUUCUGGCCAAAACCAGUACAAAUGCGACAAAUGCAACAAGAACGUUGACGCACGGCAGUACACGGAGAUGGUGAAUGCACCUAAUGUGCUGGUCGGACAUUAUCAUGUGUUUGAAAGUGGGUUUUGCUUGUUUUUGAUGUGUUUUCACUAUUUUUGAUUUUCUACUUUUUGAGAUGUUGCCUUUUAUAUCUUUAUUACCAAGUAUAACAUACAAGAUAUGCAAUAAUGUAAGCUUUCAGUGGUAGAAUACGAAGGUGACAUUUGUUUGAGGAAACGCCCAAAAGCACCAUUUCCUGCGGAGACUAUUAACAUGACUGAUCUGUGUCUAGACGCAACUCUAAAACAAGAUGACAUCCCUGGCUAUGUACUGUGCUCAUUGGUUAUCCACAUUGGGGGAAAUAUGCACUAUGGACAUUACAUAGCCGCAAAGAGAAUUAAGGGAGAUGAAUGGAUCAUAUAUGAUGAUAGAACGGCUCACGAGACUACAACUAAGCACUUGAUGUAGGUAUCGAUAUUUUAUGUUAUGAAUUGUUUGAUUUGAGGUGUUUAUGGCUGUAACUUUUCGAUAUUGUAUUUUUUAGCUAACAGAGUAUAAAAGAUGCUAUUUUUGGCCGUAAACUGUGCAGUUUUUGCUUUUAUUUUUCUUUUACUUUUAUACGUUUAUAACUUUCUAACCUUUAAUUCUAGUAUAACGUAUAUUCACAAAACUGAUUUCAGAGAAAAUUCAAAAUGUUUCACUCCGUAUCUUCUGUUUUAUCGUCGGCAGAAUCCACCGAUCACGCGGAGAAGUACGGCUGGCUGGGAAAUUACAGUACCCUCGACUCCACCACCACAGUCUCUACCAAAGAUACUAAGCGAUGUAUCUUUGAAGGACAGUUCGAGUAAUAGCAGCAUCAGUCUGCUGAACUGGUGGUCGUUGAAGGAGGAAGGCUCCGUGUCCUAUUACUUUUCCUGUUUUAAAAAGUAUUUGUAUUGA